Prunus persica (peach) is the source of this 1821-nucleotide messenger RNA. RefSeq names its product PLASMODESMATA CALLOSE-BINDING PROTEIN 5. Lineage: Eukaryota; Viridiplantae; Streptophyta; Magnoliopsida; Rosales; Rosaceae. The record is from RefSeq and is a predicted model, not a curated record. The coding region runs from base 1337 to 1696 and encodes 119 amino acids. The transcript is spliced from 3 exons.
GGGAGAAGGAUAAAUGCAGUUUAAUCCACCGUGGUUCGAUCUGGUCGUUAUAUGUGCUAGUGGAGUAGGAUUAGAACUUUUCUUGAAGAUGAAUAUUUGUAUAACUAACUGGCAAGACCGUACAUGGACAGAAUAAAGUUCUUUUGCGAUAAAGAGACCUUAACUAGAGGCAGAGAGGCUUCAUGGCAUUAAUGUAGUACUAGUAGGGGUCUGUAAGUUGAACCAGCAUGAUGUUGGAUUCAUUUAGCUAUUUAUGUAUGAGCUAUUCUCGUACUGAAUUACAGUAUCAAUUCCAUGGCACUUAAUGUAAGAGUUCUGGCAAAUAUUGGGUGUGACAAUAUGUGCAUUGUUGACAAAGAAGUUAGCUCUGCCACGGUUGUUGAUUCUGAUCAUCUUGUUCUCGGCACCAGACGGUAUAAGGCUCCCGGUUGGAAAAUGUAACAAGUCAUUGAAAAGGAGAGGCGUUGUGACAGCAUGACUUAUCAGGAAAUCUUCGAGAUGGUCUACUGAUAUUGGGGAUUCAGAUAAUUGGGAGUCACCUGGCAUCAAGAAGGUUAAGGACCGGUAUGGUUGCGAUGUGCUGUUUAGCAUCUGCAGAAGAAUUGCAAAUCCGUAGUAAGACUUUGAUCUCAUAUCCGUAACUGCUGCCUGCACAUCGGUGUAGUUGAGACCGUGGACCUGUGGGGAAAGUGGGAAGAGAGCAGAAACAAGGAUGAACAAAAACCAAGGAGCCAUUAUAUUAGAGGGUAGACUGUAGAGAAAGAGAGAUGGAGAUUGGAGGAUAGGAUGAGACUGAAGGGUAUAUAUGUUAAACCAAGAGAGGAACAAAAAGGGAAUUAAGGCCAUUGUUUUUUUGCGGUGGCAAGUUGCAAGUAGGAAAAAAUAGAUGCACGACAUGAGUGCUUCAUGACAUUGUAUUCUAUUACAAGUUAGUUUGAGGGUAGGUAAUACACGAGGAAGCGAUCACUCUUGGAUUGGACCCAAAUGUAACUUAUCAAAAGUGCAUAUAGCUUGUUUGUGCCUAGGUUGGCGGUGGCUCAUUUUAAAAAUAUUGAAAAGCAAAGCCAUUGCAAAUUGCAAGGAUGAGGGUACUUUAGGCAUUGUAGAGAGAGAGAGUAUAUAAUAUAUUAGUCUUAGAUUUGAUUCGUUAUUACGUAGAAUUGAAGGAACGCAUAUGAUAGCAUGUUACUUUGAUUUCAGCUUUUCUUUUUAAAGAUGAAAUGAGAAUCUCUUGUGGCCCAGUUGGUUUGGUUGCUCCAUAAAUACUAUAGAGAGUCGGUGGAGAUGUUUGAAUUGCGGCAGUCACAAGUUUUUGUUGAGUUGAAACUUGAAAACAAUGUCUUCUACUUUGCUGCUAUGGAUUGUGCUAGCUCUCAUGUUUUUGGCUCAAACACCACAAAGAUGUGGAGGGCAGUUGGAGGAGGAAUGGUGCAUAGCCGAUGAGCAGACCCCAGACGAGGAGCUGCAAAUGGCGCUUAAUUGGGCUUGUCAAGUGGGAGGAGCAGACUGCAGUAAGAUCCAAGAAAACCAAGCAUGCUACUUGCCCAACACUCUACAGCACCACGCCUCUUACGCCUUCAACAAUUACUAUCAAAAGUUGAAGCAGCAAGGAGGGACUUGCUACUUCAAUGCUGCUGCUUUCGUCACUGCUCUUGAUCCAAGUCAUAAUUCCUGCAAGUUUGAGUACCUUCCUUGAUGAAAGCGUGGAGGAUUUGGAUUUGCAGUGAAACAAGUUACAAGAGAGAAUUUGCACUUGUGGUAUUAUCACUAUGUAUGUAUCACAUACAGAUCCAAUUAAAAUUAUUUUUGAGUUUCCAUUCA